UGAUGACGCACCCAACCAAAUGAAUUAUUAUAAUGUGGUCUGAGGCUGUCUGAGUCAGCCCACAUCAGUAGCUGCAUUUGAGGUGUUGGCUGCUCACACCAGUCGCAUACCUCCUCUUUGCCACACUGAUGUUACAGCAAGCAUAAAUGAAAAGAAAAACUUGUGAGAUAUUUCCCUAGCUGUUAGAAUUGUCUACAACCAGGAGUGAAGAUGUCGACAGUGUGCAGUUGGUUCACCUUUUUGUGUAUGCGUGACAAUAAGUCACAGAAACCUCGUAAAGUACACCCCAAUUCCAGCAGAUACGAUGCUAUGGUGGUUUGGAAAGGCAAAGCUGAUAAACCAGUACCAAAGUCUGGCAGUCUGGCCUUUGAGGUGAUCCUGAAGCCAGCUUCUAAUGAUAAUCCUCUCCGCCCAGUUUCCCCUCCAAAGAUAAAUCGUGUGGUCUUGUCAGAAGAUGACAUAAAACUCAAGCUGAAGAAGGCAGAAGAGAGGCGGCAGCAGUCGCUGGAAGCGCAGCGUCUUGAGCAACUGGCAAAAGAAAGAGAGCGAGCACAAGAAGUGAUGGCCAAAGCCCAGCAAGAGAGCAAAGAGUUCUCGGAUGCCACCAAAGAAAAGCUGCGCCGGUCUAUGGAAGCCAACAAGGAGAACCGCGAGGCACAGAUCAAGGCUUUACAAGAACGCUUGCGUGAACAUUCCAUCAGAGUUACAGAGACCUGUAGGCAAAGCGACAAGAUGGCAGAAGAGUUUCAGGAGAAAAUCAACAACAAACUUUCCCAGAAGUUUGAAGUGUAUGAAGAGAACAAGCACAAUCAGUUACAGACCAUGCUGAAGCGGCUGAGAGAGCAUGCUAACCACAUCCAGGAAGUGUGCCAGGCCAGUGAGAACAUGGGCAAAGCCUGUGAAGAGAAACUGGUGAGCAAGAUGGAGAAUGCCCUCCGCAAUCGGGAGGAACAGCUGCGUGCUUUGCAGGAACGUCUUCUUGAACAUGAGCGUCGUAUUGAGGAAGUACAGAAGAAGAAGGUAAAUCGUCAGGAAACAAAAAUUGAGGUGGAUGCCUGAAGAAGUAGAGAGGGAUACAUGAAACUCCCCCUCCCCUCCCUCCACCCUGUUCCUGUUCUGUCCUAGUCCUUCCCACCAUCCAUCUCAUGAACAGACCUUUGUUGGCAGUCCAAGGUCAGCUAGCCACUUGACUGAAAACGCAGAGAUAUGUGCCCAACACCGCCACUUGCUCUGAAAUCAGAUUGGGAAUUCUUCUGACGCCUUGUUUUCAGAUAACGCCAGUCAGUUGUCCACAAUUUUUUUUCCCUACUGCACCAGAAUAUCCUGCUAGGCUUUUGCAGAAUGAAAUUUUGUGUUGCACUCAUCAAGAGUUGGUCUGCCCUUGACAGUUGUGCUUUGUAUUUCAGGACAUUUGAAUUUUUGACGGUAUACCCACAUCUGCUUUCAGUCCCAAAUAUUAAUUGAUAUGCAACUGUUUAUGUUUCAUUCUUUUGACUAAAUGGGUUAGUUAAACAUGUUUUUUCUCAACUCUUAUGGUGGUGCUUUUCUCGAUGAGCUGAGUGCUCAAGGAAAAAACCAGAACUUGCCUCAUAAUUGUGUUCAUUUUAUGCAUGAUCUUCUGGGAUGAAAUUGUUGCUUAAAUGUUUGCUAUCUUACAAUUUUUUCUCUCUUCGCAGUAAUCCUUCCAGUAUCACAAAUGUUUAAUUCGUACCAGCUUGCGAGCUCAAUACAUUAACGCAUGUAAGAUGUAUCUUUAUACAUUACCUUUCCUGAGACGACUUUUCAUCCCUUGUCUUCAUUCUUAUGUUGGAUAGCGUAAUUAACAGAUUGCCUAGUGCACUUUUUCUGUUUUGAACAUUUGCUUGGGUUUUAGCUUCUGGUGUUUCAUUAUUUCAUGGUGUGUGUAUCAUCUAAUUUAUUUGGUUCCAUCAGUCUCAUUGUCGUGGCAUAAUCAGCUAAACCCUAGCUUCUGCUGUUACUGCUGCUGCUUCAGACUCAAACUGCCUGUGAAAUUGAAUGCAGUGUUGUUUUUUUAACGGAGGGGAAUUGCUGUGUUUGGUGUUGAGUUUUUCUUGUGAGAGACAGUUUUUGAGAGCUUUUCGAGGGAAAGACAAAAACAGUUUCCCCUGCCUAAUAAGCUUAAAAAUGUUGAUAUGUUGGAGUUGAUGUACUUAAUCUUUUGAAUUUAUUAUUAUUAUUGUUGUUUAUUUGUUUACACAUAAGAUCAAACCAUCCAGAGAAAGGCAGGCUUUGAUGGGCUGCUACUGCAUUUGGAAAAUGUUUCACACCUUUGAAAGCAUUGGAUGCAUUUGUGCAAAGAUAAAGAUGUGUUGCCUUACAGUAUGAUGUGAGCUUGUUGUUUCUUCAUCAUUGUCAUAGAUGGCGUGUUUGAAGUUCACUUUUCAACCAACUUCAGAUGGUGCAUGCAUUCUGUUUUCUAACCAUGUAAGAAGUACUCGUACUGUGUAUCGUCCAGAAAUGACAUUGUUCCCCUCAUUCCCCAACAGUUGUUCUUCAUGUCACCGUAGCUUUUUGUACUAAGCAAUUUUAGUAGAUUCAAUUCCGUUUGGAUUCUUGUUCGAGCUAAAAUUUAGCAUGUGGAAUUUCAGGUUUACUUUCAGUUUGAGCUGUAGACAAUGCUUCAAUAAAGUUUGAGUACGUAUGCUGAAAAA
Molecule: messenger RNA, 2672 nt
Organism: Pomacea canaliculata
Lineage: Eukaryota; Metazoa; Mollusca; Gastropoda; Architaenioglossa; Ampullariidae
Product: stathmin-like
Exons: 8
Coding region: 211-1059 (282 amino acids)
Biological process (GO): regulation of microtubule polymerization or depolymerization; neuron projection development; microtubule depolymerization
Cellular component (GO): cytoplasm; neuron projection
Molecular function (GO): tubulin binding
Source: RefSeq, a predicted model, not a curated record